CUUGAAAUAAAUUUGAUUGGUUGCCCCUGCCUGGUUUGGAAUCUGGUCACUGCAUGCCAGUCCAAUUUCCCUUUGCCCCUGCGUGUCUUCCAGUUCUCCCAUGUUGGCGUGAUGGAACAUGCUACUUUGUAUUUCUGCAGCCUUCAUCGUCCGUCGCACAAUCAGCAGGGUAUCUUUCCAAUGGGUUUGGUUUCAGUCAUCAACACUGGACCUGAACGCCAGGAGGGGGAGGGGUCCCAGCUCAACCCUGUUCCGGCCUCGUUGUUUUAAUUCACAAAACCGUGGAUCCAUUCGUCUUUUCCAAGUUCCCGCGCAUUUUUUUUUUCCUCUGAACAAUCUUGACACUUCUUGAUCUACGGUAGACUUAGUCUACUAACCACAUUAUAGAAUUUCCGAUUUACCACCGAGGAGUAUCUGUGAAUAUCGAUUUCCCACCAAUUUUUUUUCUUUUGAGCAACCUCGAGUCGGUUGCCGGAUCUCAGUCUAGAUCAUUUACGUAAACAAUAGAAAUGCGCGCACAAGGAAAAUAUAUACAGCCCUUUUAUGUCUUCUGAGCCGUUGGCAAAGUGAAGGAGCUCCAUGGAUGACUACAAAUCACUGGAAUGCAUUCUCCUCGCAGAUUCGAUCGGUAUAUGUGAGGUUGGAUAUA
Molecule: messenger RNA, 649 nt
Organism: Gamsiella multidivaricata
Lineage: Eukaryota; Fungi; Mortierellomycota; Mortierellomycetes; Mortierellales; Mortierellaceae
Exons: 1
Source: RefSeq, a predicted model, not a curated record